Kwoniella botswanensis is the source of this 1440-nucleotide messenger RNA. RefSeq lists its product as uncharacterized. Gene Ontology annotation, cellular component: nuclear envelope. The transcript has 5 exons. Gene Ontology annotation, molecular function: choline-phosphate cytidylyltransferase activity; phosphatidylcholine binding. NCBI's taxonomy places the organism in Eukaryota, Fungi, Basidiomycota, Tremellomycetes, Tremellales, Cryptococcaceae. The record is from RefSeq and is a predicted model, not a curated record. Gene Ontology annotation, biological process: CDP-choline pathway. Bases 1 to 1440 code for a protein of 479 amino acids.
AUGUCAAGCACAGCAGCUUUACCGAAACGGCAUACGAGAAAUCGUCUGGGAGAGCGAAGAGCAGCUAGGGAUCCAAGUAGCUCGAGAGAUGCAAGUGAGGAAGAUAACGAUAAUAUCGAAAACGAAUUUUCCGACGUUGGAUCGACCAUAUCCACCCACGCUGAGACAGUCUCGAGUGCAUCCACAGCGGACUCACCAAGGAUGCAAUCUACCACUACCGCUUCACCUUUACAUGUCGCUGCAUCAGGUAUAAUCACAGCAGCUGGACCUAACGCAACUCAGCCAUUGACCAAGAGGGCAUUACAUCAGAAAAGGGUAGAAGAGUUGAGCGAACAAGGUAGCAUGAGUGAAGGACUGGAUUCACCAACGUACGAUGGUGAUAUUGAAAGUUCAUCGACUAUAGGUGGUACACCCGUCCAUCCAUCUAAUCUACACCAUCAUAUGAGAGGGGCUCAGCCCACUUCGCCGACUAAGGGUAGUCUUGGAUUACAAAGUGAUCAACCAGCUGGAUCUUCACCAUACGGUACGAACCGAUUACCUACUCCCAAAGCCUCCAUGGCAAAUCUGGCUCUGUCGGACUCACCACCAUCUAUCACUCCUCAACUACCAUACGAGAGACCAACGGAUGUACCUGUCGCUCCCUCAAAGGCAUUAGCUGAACCCAGGAGGUCACAGACAUUACCAUUAUCCGCGAAACCCUCCAUGUCGUCACUUGGACCACCAAAGAUGUAUACUAGGCCCAUCGAACUAUCUGAAGAAAACAUCAAGGGUUUCGUAGAAAGGGCAAUACAUGGUAAAGGAGCUGAAGAUGGGGUUGAGAGGUGGUGGAAGACCAAUCCACCUCCUGAAGGCAAGGUUGUUAGGGUCUAUGCAGAUGGUGUAUACGAUCUAUUCCAUUUUGGUCACGCAUUACAGCUACGUCAAGCGAAAUUAUCAUUCCCCAAAGUCCAUCUGUUAGUGGGAGUAUGUUCAGACGAUCUAUGUGCUUCACACAAAUCACGUCCUGCGAUGACCCAUGCGGAGAGGUGCGAAGCUGUAAGGCAUUGUAGAUGGGUGGACGAAAUUCUGCCGGAUGCUCCGUGGGUGGUCGACCAAGAAUGGCUGGAUAAGUACGAUAUCGAUUAUAUCGCACAUGACGAGGAGGUUUAUCCGAGUAAAGAUCAUGAGGAUGUAUAUGCAUUUGCUAAGAAGAACGGCCGGUUUGUACCAACCCGCCGAACUCCAGCUAUAUCAACCUCAGAUUUACUAGAACGUAUAGUCCGAGGGUACCGAGAUGGAUUCUUUGAUUCGAAAUUGGAGAAGAACGGACAUCCCGAAUUGUUAGCGGCAGACGUAGAUUGGGAUUCGAGUGCGUCAGUGGAAAAGAGGGAAAGGAGGAGAGAACAGGCGGCACAUGCUCAUAAACAUCAUCAACAUCAACAUCAGCACAUCAAGAAGUGA